Ziziphus jujuba (common jujube) is the source of this 1636-nucleotide messenger RNA. Its product is annotated as 1-acyl-sn-glycerol-3-phosphate acyltransferase 3. Gene Ontology annotation, molecular function: 1-acylglycerol-3-phosphate O-acyltransferase activity. The record is from RefSeq and is a predicted model, not a curated record. The transcript has 12 exons. The coding region runs from base 220 to 1380 and encodes 386 amino acids. Gene Ontology annotation, cellular component: endomembrane system. NCBI's taxonomy places the organism in Eukaryota, Viridiplantae, Streptophyta, Magnoliopsida, Rosales, Rhamnaceae.
GGUGGGCUUCAUGCAUGAUGAUUGAUGAAUCCGCAAUGAGCGUUUGGAAAGCGCCUCACACUCUGCGUCUCUCCAACACCCACGCUCUGUUCGUUAUCAAAUAUCAAAUAUCAAACCCAGCCCUCUUCAUUGAUCCAAUCUAGAGCUACAAAUAAAAUCUUUUUUUUUAUUUUUCUUUUUUUCUUUUUUUCAAACUCUCUCUCUGAAAUAGCACAAUCCAUGGCCAUCCCAGCUGUGCUUGUUGUGAUUCCCUUGGGCAUACUUUUCAUUCUCUCUGGCUUCAUUGUUAAUCUCCUUCAGGCCAUUUUCUUCAUUCUUUUCCGUCCUCUCUCAAAGGGUUUGUAUAGGAGGAUUAACAAAGUGAUUGCAGAAUUGCUUUGGUUAGAACUCAUUUGGCUCAUUGAUUGGUGGGCGGGUAUUAAGGUUGAGGUGUAUACAGAUCCAGAAACGUUUCGUUUAAUGGGUAAAGAACAUGCAUUUCUCAUAUGCAAUCACCGGAGUGAUAUUGAUUGGCUUAUUGGAUGGGUCUUGGCCCAGCGUUCAGGCUGCCUAGGCAGCGCACUUGCUGUCAUGAAGAAGGAAGCCAAAUACCUCCCAGUCAUAGGUUGGUCAAUGUGGUUUUCAGAUUAUGUUUUCCUGGAAAGAAGCUGGGCUAAAGAUGAAAGGACAUUGAAGUCUGGUUUCCAGAGGCUGAAAGAUUUCCCCAUGCCUUUUUGGUUGGCUCUCUUUGUUGAAGGAACACGUUUUACACAGACAAAGCUGGCAGCUGCGCAAGAGUAUGCCGCUUCAAGAGGGUUGCCUGUUCCUAGGAAUGUUUUGAUUCCAAGAACAAAGGGUUUUGUUUCAGCAGUGAGUCAUAUGCGGUCAUUUGUUCCAGCAAUUUAUGAUUGUACACUAGCUGUUCCCAAGAAUGAGCCUUCGCCUACGAUGUUGAGGAUAUUCAAAGGACAAGCUUCUGUGGUGAAAUUGCAAAUUAGGAGACAUCUAAUGAAGGAAUUGCCAGAAACAGAUGAUGGUACUGCACAGUGGUGUAAAGAUGUAUUUGUUACCAAGGACGCAUUACUGGAGAAGUAUAUUGCCAAAGGCACAUUCAGUGACUUAGAAUGUCAAGACAUAGGUCGACCCAAGAAGUCUUUGAUCGUGGUCAUGUCUUGGUCAUGUCUGCUAGUGUAUGGUAUUAUCAAAUUCUUCCAAUGGUCUACUCUGUUAUCAUCAUGGGAAGGGAUAGUAUUUACAGCAACUUUCUUGGUCCUUGUCACAAUUGUGAUGCAAAUCCUCAUUCAGUCUUCGAAGUCAGAAAGAUGUACACAAGUUAACAAGUCACAGUUACAGCAAGACCCAAUGAAGGAGUCUCUUAUUCAGAAAGACGUUAGUCAAUAGUUGGUGCAUGGUAGCUAUAUAUAUAUAUAGUCAGUUUUCACUGUAUCAUCCAUGAAAGAUAAAAGAAUAUAUUGAACUACAACCUGUUUGUGGCUGGGAAAUGUAGCUAUAUUUGGCAAACAGCCGCAUGAGUUUGUUAGUGUUUUAGCCAUUUUCAUCAAGGUGCUUCUUUGGGGCUUGUAUCAUUAGCACUGCCCUUCUGUAUUAAAAUUAAUUUUUUUUAAUUAUUAUCAUUACUAUUUUAAUAAAUGUUACU